GCUGAGUCGAUUUCCUCAUCAAGCCAACCAACCGGAGCAACAAUCCAACCGUUCUACUGUGCGGGACAAAAAAAAAAAAAAAAGCUGCGAGUGAGCUCGAGUGCGUGCUCCAGGUGAGGAAAAAGCCCUCCGAUCGAUUAGCGUUACCCAGCCGGGACGUCGCUGCCUAGUUUCGGCGUGCUUACAGGCGGAGGAGACGGUGAAGCAAAGCCCCGAGUGCUAGCCCACUGAAGGCUGUUUUUUUCACACCCUACUGUGGCUUGUCGGAAGGCGACGUGUUGCCUGGAAGCUCAUUUUCCAACAUUUUGAACAUUUUCCUCAAAGUCUGAUCGUCUUGCUGGAACUGCACAGCGGCUGUACAUGGAUUAUCUGUGUUUCCGGGCACUGUGCUGUAAAGGACCGCCGCCGCCGAGACCCGAGUACGAUGUGGUGUGCAUCGGCCUGACGGGCGCCGGAAAGACCAGCCUGCUGUCGCGCCUCUGCAGCGAAGGCGGCGACCGAGUCGUUCCCACCACAGGUUUUAGUAUCAAAGCAGUGCCAUUUCCCAAUGCCAUCUUGAAUGUCAAAGAACUUGGAGGAGCUGACAACAUCAAGAAAUAUUGGUGCCGCUACUACCAGGGGUCGCAGGGUGUCGUCUUUGUAUUGGACAGCGCUUCAUCAGACGAGGACCUUGAGGCGGCGCGUAAUGAGCUGCACUCGGCCCUGCAGCACCCUCAGCUCUGCACGCUGCCUUUCCUCAUCCUCGCCAAUCACCAGGACAAGCCCGCCGCAAGGACGCCCAACCAGGUCAAGAAGUACUUUGAGCUGGAGCCGCUAGCCCGGGGCAAGCGCUGGAUCCUGGAGGGCAGCAGCACGGACCACGUGGACGCCGUGAAGGAAAGCUUUGGCCAGUUCAUCAGUCUCCUGGAGGACAAAGACACGCAAGGCGGCAGGAUAUGACGCCGUUAGUUAGCGCCGAGAGACACCAACGCCGAAAUGGAAACGUUCGGCUGGUGCGCCGACGAAUCCACGCCCGCCCCCCCUUCUCUUUCUUCAGGACUACCUUCCAGGGGCCUUCAGAACCACUUCGAACCUCGUUGUUAUGAUGCUCCUCCUGCACCGCCGUGUGUCGAGGUGGGCUUUGUAAUUACUCUCCGACGCGCACACACACAAAGUGGGGCCCAGGUUGCCUGUAAGAUAAGUUUACCUCUUCCGCUAAUGACUUUUCAGGAUGUCCGAGUGGGAACCGUUGAUGUUGUUUCCACUUGUUUGUGUGUCAACUGUGUCCAUGUCAGCGUGUGACGCCAUAACUAGCCUGAGCCUUGUAGCGCUAGCUAGCUCGCAGUUAGCAUGCGACCGGCACACCGUGUACAUAUUAGCGCUACUAAUCACGUGCACUCGAGUGCUUUUAGCAAUGUGCAGCAUAUGACGCUUGAUGUCUGGAAUCAUUGUUUCUUAAAGACAGAUCACACCACCCAAUUUGGGAGUCCUUCCCUCAAGCCAAUGACCAGUACAAGUAUUAUGGGGCUCACCCACAAAAAAUCCAAUCUCCUAAAAACAACAGAUUACACAAAAGGGAGAAAAACAGAGUAGUUAGGAGAGAUAAAAGGGUUAUUUUUGGAAAAAAAUAAAUAAAUGAUGAGACUCAUGCUGUAUCAAGUUGGAAUGCAGGAAUAAAAGUCCAAAUAAACAGGACCACGCUAGUAUUACCCAAGUAAACAUAAAAUCAAGUUCUCAUUUUAUGAGGAAAGUGUCCUUAUUUUGUAGAGUACGUUGUAAUAUUGCAGGGGAAACGAUAGAAUAUUAAAAGACUAAAAUCAUCGUUUCAGGAGAAUAAUUAGGAUGGCGGGAAAUGUUGCACUUUUACAAGCAUAAAUUUGCAAUAUUACGAGGAUAAAGUCAUAAUGAGGAAAAGUUUCUAAUUCAUUACUAGAAAAGUUAAGUCAUCAUUUUUUAUCCUUAUGUGUAAUAUUCCCACUUCAUAAAUGUAAUUUCACUUUUUUCUUUUUGGCUAGAAAACAAGUUACUAGCUAUUAUGAGAGUUAAGUCGUUAAAUUCUGAUUUAAAAAAAUAAUAAAAAAUUGACACUCACUCAUAAAACAAAAGACUUAAUUUACGUAAUAUUGCAAGCGUUUUUCCCCACCCAAAAUAUGACAUAUUUUAUUUCCUUUCUAGUGUGCCUAUCUAUCCUACUUGUUAUGGUAAUUGUGCAGGCCGGAUGUAUUGGCAAAUGCAUUUGAUGUUUUUCACAUGAGUGUCACUUGUUGUUUUUGUGGUGGCGGCGGUGACGGGCGCAGGCUCACGCUGUCCGCGCGGACUCCGCUGCCUCGGCGGCCCAAUAUAAAGUCAAUCAAUCAGCCGCGGCAACAGCUGCCAGUGACAAGUCCCUGUCUGACACCCUAAUGCCUUCCUUCCAACUGUCUGUGAAGACCCCCCUCUGGCCCAGACCGGCCUAGACCCCACCAACACACACACACACACACAUGCCCAAGUGUGCUCUUCACAUCAUGUGCCCGGCCGGCGGCAUCCAGUCGACAAACACUACAACUUUCACGUUUGUCUUUUUUCAUCUUCUUCCGUCUCGACUGGUUUUGUCUGUGUCUAUUAAAUUUGUAAAAAUCUUAAUGAGCGUCUCUGCUGUACCUUUGCUCUCCAUGAAGCUUAACUGCUGUUGGGCCGGAUUCAUUUUUGCUCUCCCUCCCUCCCGAGAAGUACCUCGCCGCCUUUUGUUUCCAAACAAGCAAAGUCCUCUGAACAUUGCCCUCAAUGAACCCCGUGAGUUUGUCACAUGCAAAUGUGUAAUUACAAGACAAACACGAGCGAACGGGCGUGUUUUCUUAAACCCGGCGAAGAAUGCCUACCCGCUAUCUUCCCUGUCUUCUUCCAUCAAAUGUGUUUGUGUCUUUGUACUGAUAACAGAUGUUACCCUGACAUCCAUCAGGGCCUCGUACCCCUUGCUCUGCCUCCCGCUGUUGAUGAUGAACACCCCACAUUCUCUGGUUAUACCUCGCUUGUACCGCAUAGGCAAAGGUAUUGGGACUGUGGAGAUAAAACAUCAGAGGCUUCAAUAAAACACACCCACCCGCCCAAGUCUUUAUAAUCAUAGAGAGUAAACAGAGGUUUUUUUUCUUCUUGUCUGUUGUCCUCUGUGUGAUCUUUGCGCGAUCCCAACGCUCCGAGCUGUAAAAGUCAUUAAUGCCUGAUUGACUCUUAAUGAGUUGAACUUUGAACUACCGCCUUCCUUCCUUCCUUCCUUCCUUCCUUCCUUCCUUCCUUCCUUCCUUCCUUCCUUCCUUCCUUCCUUCCUUCCUUCCUUCCUAUCCGUCUUGAGUGGCUUUCCUUUACAGUACGCUCAUGCAUAAAAGCAGCAGCCUUGCACCUUAUUUGGUCUGUCGACUUGCUUGACAUUUUGAACCAACAGCCGCUACUUGCAAGUCAAAGGCGGAGAUUAACCAUUCAUCGGCCUCGUAUCCCUCAGCACUCAUCACCGUACGCGGGACUUGUUACGUUUAAAAAUGCAAACUCAUUUAUUUUACAACACAUAACACUUCUGGGUCUUAAAGUCUGCGGGUACACGCAUUUUUAAUAUUUACGAUGAGAGUGGGGGGGAAUCACUCUUGGCACACCGCAGGAUAAUCGCUCAGGAUAAUCUCUUGGCUAACGCUUCAUGACUAAAAUAGGUGUUUGAAAUAUGGAGUUGAGUUAGCUAGUUCCUUACGUUUGAUUUUUUUUUGGAUCACCGCCAAAAUGUUAGCGCUCAACCAAACAAAGUUUGACUGGCUGUGUCAUUAUUUUUCUCAGAACUCUCCCUCACGUUCUCAUCCCCACAUUCAAACUUCAUCAGCACCUAGCGUGCGUUCAUCCCAGGCCGCCUGAACGCCCCGUGGCGUUUUUCCCACCGUGCUUGUCACUCGCGUGUUUGUCCUGCUGUCUAAAUGUGUGCGUGUGCUGUUUCUCUUCCUCUCCGCGUGGCUCGGGUGCUGAUGGAGACCCGCAUCCCAGGUGGGCCUAGCCUCCUUAACCCCCGCCACAUCAAAACAAGAGCAGGCCUCUUGCUUUUCAGACAAACAUCACUCACUUUCUUUGUUGUCUGAGGAACGGGGGCACAGCGAUUUGUCUCCCAAAGCAACCCCCUUUCCUGCUAUCACCUUGCACCCAUUCGUCGCUAAAAGCAAACGUCCGUCAAAGCCAGGGCGGCGCAUUCCUCGGAGAGGUCAAUGGACGGCGGCCACCGCUGUGAAUGAGCUCAGGAAAUGGACAUUUUCAUCUUCAAAAUGGACACCAGCACUCUCAAGCCUUGUGCGAGUGCUUUGGGGACACCUGUCAGCGGGCAGGCUAAUAGUCUUUGCGCCGUUCAUGUGUAGUUUGACAGUGAAGUAGCAAUGAACAGCUUGAAGUUCAUAUUCGGAACCUUUUGCACCGUCAGGCACAGGGAUGAGGCCCAAUGGCUCCUGCAGACCCAUGUGGACAGGUGAUUUUGUGUCCAAGUGGAGGGGGAGGGAGGGCGGGGGCUUUUAUGAGCGUGACCCUUACAUGGCCGUCUCGACCAGUCUAGACUCCCGAGUCCCCGUCCUGUUGCUGCCUAUCAGACUGUGACUUUUUACAAGUCCCAAAACAAAGGAGGAGUGGCAGCGUGUAGCGCCCUCAUCAGCACAUAAAUUCACCAUUUACUUAACUGCAGACAAUCUUGGGCAUGGCUUGGGGG
This is a messenger RNA of Syngnathus acus (greater pipefish), 4684 nucleotides long. Its product is annotated as ADP-ribosylation factor-like protein 15. Bases 361 to 939 code for a protein of 192 amino acids. NCBI's taxonomy places the organism in Eukaryota, Metazoa, Chordata, Actinopteri, Syngnathiformes, Syngnathidae. The record is from RefSeq and is a predicted model, not a curated record. Gene Ontology annotation, molecular function: GTPase activity; GTP binding. The transcript is spliced from 5 exons.